Messenger RNA from Ixodes scapularis (black-legged tick), 438 nucleotides. Its product is annotated as salivary cystatin-L2-like. NCBI's taxonomy places the organism in Eukaryota, Metazoa, Arthropoda, Arachnida, Ixodida, Ixodidae. Gene Ontology annotation, molecular function: cysteine-type endopeptidase inhibitor activity. The coding region runs from base 22 to 438 and encodes 138 amino acids. The transcript has 3 exons. The record is from RefSeq and is a predicted model, not a curated record.
CGACGCCAGAGCCAUUUCGAGAUGAUUAUCGUGAAGACAGCGCUCCUUGUCCUCCUCGGCGUCGUUUGUGUCUCCUCGGACUUUCCCGGGGUCUGGAGUAGGCACCACCCGGACGUAGACCCCCGCUACAAAGAGUGGGCUCACUUCGCCAUCUCCUCUCAAGUCGAGGACAGGACCAACUUCGACACCCUCAUGACGCUCAUCAGCGUCGAGUCUCAGGUAAUUGCGGGUGUGGACUACAAACUAAAAAUGAAGGUUGCUGAAUCCGACUGCGUGAUUGGAGUGGACUCGUACAGCAGGGAACGUUGCCACCUCAAGGUCGAUGUUCCUUACAUGAUCUGUACAGCCGUGGUUAACUAUAGGCCCUGGGAGCGCAAAACCAACCUCAAGUCAUACAACUGCAGCGAUCGUGUCUACAACGGGAAGUCAACUGAAUGA